This is a messenger RNA of Bombina bombina (fire-bellied toad), 2373 nucleotides long. It is a transcript of the gene SLC43A1, whose product is annotated as solute carrier family 43 member 1. The transcript has 15 exons. Gene Ontology annotation, biological process: neutral amino acid transport; transmembrane transport. The record is from RefSeq and is a predicted model, not a curated record. Gene Ontology annotation, molecular function: L-amino acid transmembrane transporter activity; neutral L-amino acid transmembrane transporter activity. Bases 203 to 1870 code for a protein of 555 amino acids. NCBI's taxonomy places the organism in Eukaryota, Metazoa, Chordata, Amphibia, Anura, Bombinatoridae.
CCCUGCCCCAUACCUUAUAAAGUAAGACGUGUGUUUCCUGUGGUUGGCCCCCCUUUUUUUUUUUUAGUCUCACUUCAGUUGAAAGAGACAUCUGGUAAAGUUAGAGAACUUGGCUGAGGUUAAUUCUUUCUACCCAAGAUAUCAUAAGGAUCCUUAUUAUCUUUAAUUCCAACUUAUACCAGUGCCUCAGUGUCCAGCAAACAUGGCUCCUUCUCUACAGACCGCUUUUGCACGUCGAUGGUGGAUUGCUUGCACCGCAGUAGUGGAAAACCUCUUCUUUUCUGCAGUUCUUUUUGGAUGGGGAUCUCUGCUUAUCAUGUUACAGCAAGAAGGAUUUUAUUCCCAGCUCUGCACAGAGGAAAACUCAUCUGAGGUUAAGAGCGCCUUAUCAUCUCAAAAUUUGGAAAAUAAUAAUGGUUCAUCUCAGCCUUGGGUGACGUGUUCUGCUCAAGAAGAGAUGCUGAAUUUGGGAUUUACAAUUGGUUCGUUUCUAUUGAGCGCAGCAACACUUCCUUUAGGAAUACUGAUGGAUCGAUAUGGUCCUCGUCCUCUGAGAUUAGUGGGAAGCUUCUGCUUUGCGUUGUCUUGUGCGCUGAUGGCUCUGUCCGGAUAUGACCCCUCAGUUUUGGCUCCAGUGAUAUUUCUAGCUCUUUCUCUUAACGGGUUUGGAGGGAUCUGUCUGACCUUCACAUCUCUGACAUUACCCAACAUGUUUGGCAGUCUGCGCUCUACAAUGAUGUCUUUAAUGAUUGGAUCUUAUGCAUCUUCAGCUGUUACGUUUCCUAUGGUAAAGCUAAUCUAUGAAACAGGUAUCUCUUUUGUGGGAAUUAUGCUGGGUUGGUCUGCUCUGGCCUGUCUGAUUUUCCUGAAUUGUCUUAUAAACUGGCCCAAAGAAUCCAUCCCAUCACCUGAAGAAACCACAUUCACGAAGAAGGUCACUCUGCAGACUCUUGCACUAGAUCACAAAGUCACUGGAGACCAGUUUUACACACACGUAACCACUGUUGGUCAAAGAUUAAGCCGCAAAGGAGACGCUGAUGGCGAAAAAUUGUCCAAUGACAAUCUCACAAAGCCAGACAAGAAAAGUGGUUCCUCUUUAUCAUUUUUGCAAAGCGCACGUUCCCCUAUAUUCCUUUUCUCACUAAUUACAAUGAUGAUGACACAGCUUCGUUUAAUUUUCUUCAUGGCCGCUAUGAAUAGGAUGGUGGAAUUUCUAGUGACAGGUGGUGACGAGCAUGUGCCCAAUGAAAUUAAAGUGGAAGCCGAAUCUGCAGUGAGUUUAUACUCAUCGGUUUUUGGAGUACUUCAGCUGCUGUGUCUAUUCACUUGCCCUUUCAUUGGAUUUGUCAUGGACUGGAAGAUGAAGGAAAGUGAUGAAGAGUCUAAAAACAUCCAGAAGCUGACCAAUGCUAACAGGGCGUUCAUCUUCACAAAUUUCCUGCUUAUUGGCUUUGGAGUCACAUGUUUGAUUAGCAACCUUCCACUGCAGUUUCUCACAUAUGUCCUCCAUACAAUGGUCAGAGGUUUUAUCCACUCAGCCUGUGGCGGUUUGUAUGCUGCAGUAUUUCCUUCUGGUCACUUUGGCACUCUCACUGGACUACAGUCACUCUUAAGUGCUGUGUUUGCAUUACUUCAGCAACCUCUCUACAUGGCAAUGCUUGGACCCCUCCAUGGGGAUGCUUUCUGGGUAAACAUGGCUUUGCUCAUUUUUUCCUUCGCUGGGUUUAUACUUCCAGGAUACUUAUUAAUUUACCGUCGGAGACUAAUAAAAAUUAAGGACGGAAAAAUGGGAGAAAAGAACCCAGCUGCUGUUCCAUUGCAAGAAACAAAUUAUCCAAAUGGGGUUGCCGGAAGUGAUACCACAGCUUAAUAUGAGAAAGCCCCUUAUCCACUAUGAGAAAGUAUUAAAUUAUAAUGGGAACUAUGAUGUUUAAAAGGUCUCAAAAAUAUGAGUGCGACCCAUGGACAAUUGUAAUAAGGACAAUUGUAUUUAUACUAAAUUAACAUAAUAGGUCAUAAACACUGCCUUAUUAGAAGGUAAAAUGUUUUUAUAGGGUAAUGUCCAUGAGUAAUCAUUUGCUUAAUAACACCAUGUUAAAUUAACACUAAGUAGGAGCCGCUAUAAUAUAAUUCAGUGAAAAAAUGUAUUAUUCUGUACUGCUGCCUACAUUUAUUUUUAAAUGGUGAAAUUAUAUUAUUUAGAACUAGUGCAUCCAAAUUAAUUAAUUGAUUGAUAAGUAUGAGAACACAGCCAGGAAAUAUUAUCACAGCUUAAUACAGGUGUUAAAUGAUAUAGCGUUAAGCUCCUAGUGUUGGUAUAGAUGUGUAUAUGAUACUUAUGCCACUGUUGGGAAUAAAAUACUUUAAAAGGGA